AUGACUGCCACCAAACAAGAGAAGCGCACCGUUCUCGUUACUGGGUGCUCAGACAAUGGUCUCGGGACCGCUCUGGCCAUAGCCUUUCACGAUGCCGGGUACCACGUCUACGCAACGGCCCGGACCGUGACCAAGAUGCAGCAGUGCGCCGCCCACGGCAUCCAGACACUAGCGCUAGACAUACAAUCUGAGUCAUCCCUCGCCGAGUGUGUGGCCCAGGUGGGGGAUCGCCUCGACAUCUUGGUCAACAAUGCCGGCGCCAUGAUGACCAUGCCCGUGUCCGACACGGCAAUUUCUCAGGCCAAGGAGGUCUUUGAUGUCAAUGUCUGGGGCACGCUGGCCGCAAUACAGGCCUUUCUGCCCCUGCUGAUCAAGUCCAAGGGCAUCAUUGUCAACAACACGUCCAUCAGCUCCACCUUGGUGAUCCCGUACGGCGGCGCCUAUGGAGCCUCCAAGGCGGCGCUGGCCAUGUUUUCCGACAUGCUGCGGGUCGAGAUCGCCGCAUUUGGCGUCCGGGUUGUCGAUCUCAAGACGGGCGUUGUGGGCCCAACCAACCUGGGCAAAAACGAGCGCUCCACCCCUGUCUUGCCCGAGGGCUCCAUUUACGCGCCGGCCAAGGACCUGGUGGAGAAGGGUCUCCGCCGGGAAGACUUUGAGGAGACCGGUAUGCCCCCGGCCGCGUGGGCUCGGAAGAUUGUGCAGGACCUCGAGAAGAAGUCGCCGCCAUCGCUGAUCUGGCGAGGACAAUCGGCCUUGCUUGCAUGGGUGGUCACCCUCUUGCCGCACGGUCUCCUUGACGGCGUGAUAAAGAAGGCGACUCAUUUCGCCGAGGUUGAAGAGGUCAUUAAAAAGCGAUAUGGAAAUUAA
This is a messenger RNA of Pestalotiopsis fici W106-1, 867 nucleotides long. RefSeq lists its product as uncharacterized. NCBI's taxonomy places the organism in Eukaryota, Fungi, Ascomycota, Sordariomycetes, Amphisphaeriales, Sporocadaceae. Gene Ontology annotation, biological process: phosphatidic acid biosynthetic process; triglyceride catabolic process. The record is from RefSeq and is a predicted model, not a curated record. Gene Ontology annotation, cellular component: endoplasmic reticulum; lipid droplet. Gene Ontology annotation, molecular function: acylglycerone-phosphate reductase (NADP+) activity; triacylglycerol lipase activity. The coding region runs from base 1 to 867 and encodes 288 amino acids. The transcript has a single exon.